Python bivittatus (Burmese python) is the source of this 339-nucleotide messenger RNA. The record is from RefSeq and is a predicted model, not a curated record. Lineage: Eukaryota; Metazoa; Chordata; Lepidosauria; Squamata; Pythonidae.
AUGAGGGCAAUAAAGAUCUUUCUUCAUGGAAACAAUCUUAAUAGCCUUCACCAGCUUAUACACCCUGACUGCUUACCAUCAGAGUUUGGAGGGACUCUUCCUCCCUAUGACAUGGGCACGUGGGCUCGGACGUUACUCGGACCAGACUACAGCGAUGAGAAUGAAUACACUCACACGUCCUACAAUACCAUGCACGUGAAGCAUUCGUGUUCCAACCUAGAGAGAGAAUGCUCUCCAAAACUCAUGAGAAGGUCUCAAUCAGUGGUGGAACCCGGAACAUUAAAACAUGAAGAACAGAAUGUGAAUGAGAACACCCAGCCACUACUCGCUCUAGACUGA